Molecule: messenger RNA, 5794 nt
Organism: Austrofundulus limnaeus
Lineage: Eukaryota; Metazoa; Chordata; Actinopteri; Cyprinodontiformes; Rivulidae
Product: bromodomain-containing protein 4
Biological process (GO): regulation of DNA-templated transcription; chromatin remodeling
Cellular component (GO): chromatin; nucleus
Source: RefSeq, a predicted model, not a curated record
GAAGGUCUGCGAACGCUGACAAGCGACUGAACAAGCGUCUCACAGACAAACCUCUCAUCUUACGUCAGGAGACGGCCACCUUACCGACUAAGAUAUGAUCACACUAGUUGAUUAAGACCACAGUGGCACAGCGUCAAACAUAGGGUCACGAGACGAGUGUGAUGGCCUGAGGGGUCCACCCCCGCUCCAACCUGCCCCUGCCAGGUCCAAUCUGCCCAAACGCUCUGCUCAGUCACUGCGACCCACCACUGCGAUGGGAGACGGACUGGAAGCAGGCAGCAGCCAGAACCCUUCCUCUGCCACACCACCUCUCCCUUUCAACCCCCCACCCCCUGAAACAUGGAACCCUUCCAGGCCCAAACGACAAACCAACCAGCUACAGUAUCUGCUGAAGGUGGUGUUGAAGACUUUAUGGAAACAUCAGUUUGCGUGGCCCUUCCAAGCACCUGUCGAUGCAGUCAAACUCAAUUUACCUGACUACUAUAAGAUCAUAAGGGCUCCUAUGGACAUGGGCUCGAUAAAAAAGCGUCUAGAGAACAACUACUACUGGAAUGCCCAGGAGUGUAUCCAUGACUUUAACACAAUGUUCACAAACUGCUACAUCUACAACAAGCCUGGUGAUGAUAUUGUCCUGAUGGCUGAAGCCUUAGAAAAGCUUUUUCUCCAGAAGAUUACAGAAAUGCCACAGGAAGAGAUAGAGAUUGCUGUGGUUACAAAGGGUCGUCGUGGGAGCAGGCGUGAGCCAGCUCUGAUGACAAUGUCAGAUUCAGGCCAGGAGUCAUCCUCUCCUUCUACUACCCCCCACACACAAGGUUUUUCAUCUCCAUCCACCACUCCACAGACUCGUAGUGCACCGACCCUCCCUCUUACCCAGCCUCCUCCUCAACCUCUUACUCAGCCUCCUCCCCCCCAGCCUCUCAUCCAGACACCUUCCCAGCCUCUCAUCCAGCCUCUCAUCCAGCCUCUCAUCCAGCCUCUCAUCCAGCCUCUCAUUCAGCCUCUCACCCAGCCUCUGACUCAGACUCCGCCCCCACGUGUGCCCCCUACACCCACCAACCACACUUCACAUUUGGGACCCUCAAUCGCCCUCUCCACCCCAGAUGUCCUGGCUCAAGGCAUGACAUCUGUUCCUCCUCCAGCUGUAACGUACCAAGGCCUCCAUCCUGCCCCCGUUCUGCAGAGCUCCCCAGCUCUCAUCAAGCAAAGAAAGAGCCAGAAGAGGAAAGCCGACACCACAACACCCACAGCUAAUGACCAGCUAAGCGAAUCGCCUCCCAUUUCUGAAGUGACCCGGCCUCGUCGAGAGAGUGCUCGCCCAUUAAAGCAACCCAAAAGAGACUCCUCACAGCCAGACUCUCAGCAUCACCUGGGAGGAGUCUUGGAGACUGGAGGGUCGGUGGCAUCGAAGCGUCAGGAGCAGUUGCGUUUCUGUGCACGCCUCCUUAGAGAGAUGUUGUCAAAAAAACACAUUUCUUACGCCUGGCCUUUUUACAAACCUGUUGAUGCAAAAAGUCUGGGCCUUCACGACUACCAUGACAUCAUCAAACACCCCAUGGAUCUCAGCACCAUCAAGAAAAAGCUGGACAACAGGCAGUACCGAGACGCACAGGAAUUUGCAGCAGAUGUCAGGUUGAUGUUCUCAAACUGUUACAAGUACAAUCCUCCAGACCAUGAUGUUGUUUCUAUGGCACGGAAAUUACAGGAUCUGUUCGAGAAGCGUUUUGCCAAAAUGCCUGAUGAAUCAGAGGAGCCCACCCCAGUUCCCACACCGUCAUCAGCCCUGCACUCAGCACCCUCCGCUCGACAAGCCCCGCCCCCAACUGCUGUUUCAGAAAUUGACAGCUCUAGUUCCUCUGAUUCGGAGUCCUCACGGGGCGACUCGGAGCAAGAAAGACAGCAGCGACUGGCUGAGUUACAGGAACAGCUUAAAGCUGUCCACGAGCAACUGGCAGCACUCUCCCAGCCACAGACCAGCAAGCCCAAAAAGAAAGAGAGGGACAAAAAGGAGAAGAAGAAAGAAAAACACAAGAAGAAGAUGGGAACAGAAGAAUCUGCAGAUACCUCCCCUCUUGCAAUGCUUCAAACUUCUAAGAAAAGCAAAAGCAGCAAAGAUCCGGUUUUGGCAAAGAAAGAAAAGAAGAAAACUGGGAAGAAAGAAGGAAAUAAAAACAACCACCCAGCUGUGCCUCCUCAAACAGGCCCGAUCCCUCUUGUCCCUUCAGCUUCUCUUGAAGCAGAGGAUGACCCGGAGUUGAGCACUGACAAAUGUAAGCCAAUGUCGUACGAGGAGAAGCGCCAACUGAGCCUCGACAUAAACAAGCUGCCCGGCGACAAACUGGGCAGAGUUGUGCACAUAAUCCAGACGCGUGAGCCUUCAUUAAAGAACUCUAAUCCAGAUGAGAUUGAGAUCGACUUUGAGACACUGAAGCCCUCCACGUUGAGAGAGUUAGAAAAAUAUGUCUGUAGCUGCCUCAAAAAGAAGAAAAAAACAUCAGGGCUGGUUCCCAAGCAACAGAAGAAGACCUCAACCAUCAAGGACACGAAGAGACCUCCCCACCAGCCCAUCAGUACUGGAGUGGGCCCGGUCGCUGCUGCGCCUCAAACUCAGCCUCAGUUGGGCCAGUCAAAGCCACAGUUUGUCCCCUCUCUGGAUCCCUCCCAGUUAAUGGCCCCAGGAUUUGAUCCUCUUGACCACUUCAUGAACCCACACCUGGCUCAGUCAAACACAGAGUCCAGUGCGACAAUCACCCCUGCUGGUGCUCUCGUUUCCUCUGGACUUCUCAACGCAAACACGCCCACCAACCAGACGCCAAGUGACACGCACCCUUUCCUUAACCAACAUCCCAUCGUACCUUCCCCAGCGAUCCACAACGCUCUUCCCCAGCAGCCAUCAAGACCUAGCAACCGCGCCGCACCACUUCCGCCCAAACAUUCACAGCCUCCCCCAUCUUCGCUUCCCUCCAUGCCGCCGACGUCUUCAGCAACGCUUCAGCCUACGCUUCAGCCUAAUCUUCAGCCCAAUCUUCAGCCUAAUCUUCAGCCUAAUCUUCAGCCUAAUCUUCAGCCCAAUCUUCAACCUAAUCUUCAGCCUAAUCUUCAGCCUAAUCUUCAACCUAAUCUUCAGCCUAAUCUUCAGCCCACACUUCCCAUUACCCUUCCGCAGCCCAUCCCUCGACCACGGGUUCCUUCGCCUCCAUCGCACGGCAUCUUGGGUACCCUCUCAGCCCAGCCUCCCCAGGCCCUGCUAGAGGACGACGAGGAGCCGAUAUCCAAUAACUCGGACACGCCGCCGCUCAGUCAGGUCCACACCCUCCUGCAGUCGCUUCAGCCGAGACCCUCGGCUCAAACGCAGCCGCUGCACACCCACUCACCUGGGCAGAUCGCACCCCAGCUUGUACCAUCGAUGCACGCGCAGGUCAUGGGGGCAAACCCCCCCGCCCUGAUGCAGAGACACAUCUCAGGGCACGUGCCGCUGUCCUUCCUGCACACGAACACAUCGCUGUCUCAGCAGCAGAAGAGCACUGCCCUGCAGCAGAAGUUACAGCAGUUACAGCAACGGCUGCCAUCACCACAAAUCAAAGCGGAACCUUUUACAUCUACAGGUUCCCUCCAUGAAAGCCCCUCUCCUCUGAUGAUGCAUUCUCCUCAGAUGCCUCAGUUCCAUACAAUGGGACAGCACUCACCCUCACAGACCAAGAAGCAUGAACAGAGGUCCAGCCUCGUGGGGGUUAAAGAGGAAAAGCCUCCACAGUCUCCAGUUUUGCCCCCAUCACCUUUCAGCCCAGUAGUCCGCCAAGACACAAACAAACCAGACAACAAACUCAAUUUAGACGUAAAGCCACUAGAUGGUUCACGGCCCUUCCCCCGUCUCCCAGACUCCCCAGCACAGCCCUGCUCCCAACAGGACCUCAAAAUCAAACAAGAACCCAAAACUCCAAUUGCACCCAAGAAAACACAGGAUGUGAAAUUAAAGAACAUGGGUUCUUGGGCCAGUCUGGCCCAGAGGCCCCAGUCCACGCCGGCCUCUGCGGUGCGCUCCUCCAGUGACAGUUUUGAGCAGUUCAGACGGGCCGCCAGGGAGAAGGAGGAAAGGGAGAGGCAGUUGAAAGCUCAGGCAGAGCAGGCCAGGAGAGAGCAGGAAAAACUACGCCGAGACGACGACGACACGAUGGAACAGGCUCGCCGCGCACAAGAAGACGCCCGCCGUCGCCAGGAGCAGCAGUCGCCUCUCGCACCGCCUCAAGCCUCGACUCCACCCACUCACUCCCCACAGCCCCCUCCUGCACAGCAACAAGCUCCGCCCCCGCCCACCUUAGCUGCACAGAACGCUCUCGACCAGCAGAGGGAGCUGGCUCGUCGCCGUGAGCAGGAGAGGCGCAGGCGAGAGGCGAUGGCUGACACAAUUGACAUAAAUUUUCAGAGUGACCUGAUGGCAAUUUUUGAGGAGAAUCUGUUCUGAAAGGGAAAAAGACAGCUGGAGAGAAGGACCUGUAGUCACUCAUAAGCAAAGUUACUGAAACUCUGACGUGCACCGAUGCUGCUCACACAGAUCCACACAGACCUGAUCACAACUGUUCCUUUCUGUCCUUAAUGGAAGCAGCUGGUUUGUAUCAUGUGCAACAGGGAGGAAUGGAAUCGGAUGAUCGUUUUUUUUUUUUUUUUUUUUUGUUUUGUUUUUGUUUUUUUUUCCUCCAGCCUCAGAUAAAAGUUUGACAUUAUGUGAGCGAUUGUUGGUCAUUAAUCUCUUGGGUCAGCAGGACAAUUAAAAUCUGCUCUAUCAAGGCAACGUUCUGAAGACAUUUUAAAAAAAAAGAAAAAAAGAAGUGGUGCAGAGCAGGAUUUCAUUUACCACAUUUAAGUUAAAAUCAAGAAAGCCUUUUACUGUCAUGUUUAAAAAAAUGUACACAAACAGGCGAACAAACUGAUAUUGUUUCCUCUUUUUUUUUUUUUUUUGCCUCUCCAAAUCUGUUGUAGUUUUUGAUUCAUUUCAUUUAGUCAAGUUGUAGCUGGGACGGAUGGACUCCAGUGGUCCAGUUUGUCAGGUUCAGCCAUCAUCUGAAUGGGAGCAAAACACCUUGGUCGCAUGCACACACACUUUUUUCUUUAACUCAACCUCCUCUCUCCUCUUACCUCCUUCUGCUCCUCCUCCUGUGCAGAGGAGGUGGAGGUUUCAUCAACAUUCAGCCUCCAAGAGCAAAGGAACGAUCAUAUUUCAAAGGUUUUAAAGUGUGUUCUCUGCCUUAGCGCUCUGGCCUGUAAACUAAUGAUCACACCCUGCAAAUUAUACAUAUUAUAUAUAUGAAUAGAAACGUGAAUAUAUAAAUAUAUAUAUAUUAUAUAUGUCAAAAAGUCAUUAAAAAAGAAUAUGGGAGGAAUUUUAAUUGCGGGGAGCAAAGCUCGUGUCUGUGUUUAUCUCUGAGCUAUGGUUUUGAAUUUGUAGACUUUACUGUAAAAAGAAAAGGAAAAAAACAUUUUUUAUGAUUCUAUUGAGAGGAUUGUUUUGUCUGUCAUUCUUCUCUCACACACUUUUCCUUUCUUCCUGAACUCUAUGCCAAAACCAAUCUGUUGAGUGCUGAAAGUUCUUUCAUUUUAUUAUUUUUUUUUUCAAGUACAACUCAUCUUUUCACUUUAUAUUAAAGGCUAUGUCUUUGUUGCUAUUUAAUUUUUCUUCAACCCUUUUUAAAUCCGAAGUUAUGCAACAGUAUGCUCUUUAAUGGCAAAAAAGCGGUUUAAAAAAUGUGAUUACUAGGUCCUAUCAUUUUGUGUUCUAUAAAUAUACAUUUAAGUGGUCAAA